CGAUACCAAAAGAUCUUUUCUUCGUUUUUUCCUCAACCCAAAACAACAUGGUUCCAUCACUUUGUGCUAAUGGUUGUGGCUUCUAUGGUUCUUCUGCCACCAAGAACCUUUGUUCAAAGUGUUACAUAGACUAUCUCAAAGAAAACGUCACGAAAUCAAAAGAGUGUGAAACCAAGAACUUGAGCGACCAAGCUUUUGUUCUUGAUCAGUCAUCUGCUACUUCUUGCAAACCAUGUGCUUCUGAAGUUUCUAACACUGAUGAUGCUACUAUGGUUGAUGUUUCUCUUACCGACCCUGAGGGAAUAAUAAACAACAAGAGAAAAAAGAGGUGCAAGUGCUGCAACAAAAAGGUUGGGCUAUUAGGGUUCGAGUGUCGUUGUGGGGAUGUGUUUUGUGGAACACAUAGAUACCCGGAGAAGCAUGCAUGCCACGUUGAUUUGAAGGAAAUUGGUCGUCAAGGUUUGGUUAAACAAAAUCCUGUAUGUAUCGGUGAUAAGUUAAAACAUAGGAUUUAAGGAUUGGGUUCGGAUUCAUCGUCCGGCUUUGUCUAUUUGUAUAGGAUUUCUUUCGUUUUAUUUUUCUCCCAAUAUUUUCUGUAUGAUGAUAGGAGUAGAUCGAUAGGUAUUAGGUAUUAUCAACGU
Molecule: messenger RNA, 641 nt
Organism: Glycine soja
Lineage: Eukaryota; Viridiplantae; Streptophyta; Magnoliopsida; Fabales; Fabaceae
Product: putative zinc finger A20 and AN1 domain-containing stress-associated protein 8
Exons: 1
Coding region: 48-515 (155 amino acids)
Molecular function (GO): DNA binding; zinc ion binding
Source: RefSeq, a predicted model, not a curated record